UCUCGUCUGUAGUGCGCGGUGUGCAGUGUGUGUGUGCGGUUGAUAAUACACCAGUAGCGAGAGCGAUUGGUUCUCGGUGCCCACCAGGUGGUGGGAGCAACAUUCGCCCUUUCUGCCCAGCACGGUAUCGGACGUGUGCAGGCGCAGAGGUGUUCCGUCCCAGUUUUCCUCUUACACCCGUCCCCCUUCCCACUGCCCUCAAAAUGGUCAGCGACAGCCAGAAGCGGAAGGCCAUCCGGGAGUUCCUCAUACCGGACACGCUGAAGGACGACAUCGCCUACUGCCAGCGAUCUUUGCGGGACUGUGUGAAAGUGCAUCAGUAUUUCGCCCAACGAUACAACAGUUUAUCAGCAAUACAGCAAGGGCAGGUGAAGCAAUACUUGCUCGAGCUGGAGGACGAGAUGCGAGCGAUCGGGAAGGAGCAGAGCGGGCUGGUGCAGGAUCUGGCCCGGCGGCUUAAGCACUUCCAGCGCAAGACGGCCACCGAGAAGCACAUCGAGCUCGGCGAUGACCUUGCCAACGGUUACGUCGCCUGGGUGCUGUCGAGCCACGCGGAAAUACAGUGCAGCGCCGCGUACGUCCCGCACGCUGUCUCGGAGCGGCUGAACGAGAGCCAGCUGUACCAGAAGUACCCACUGCUGAGCUGCGCCGCGACAGAGGCGGCCACCGCCGCCCAGCCGGAGCAGGAGCGCAAGCCGGACACUCAGCGGCUGCGGAAGCGACCGGUGCUGCAGACGUCGCUGCUGAAACCCAAGGAGGAGCGUGAUCUGCUACACAACAACAACAACACCACUGCCUUAAAAGAGAAGCCUUCCCCGGCGACACGAUCGCCGCCCUCGUGCACGAUGUCAACGCCACCGCCGCCCGUGCUGCCCGGCCCGGCCCGGACGGGCAAUCGACGCAAAACGCCGCCCGAGCAACCGCUGGUGCCGACGAAAAUGCUUCGCUCGCGAUCGACUACCCCGGUCGUGGUUACGGUGCUGAAGCAGGAGCCGAAGCAGGAACUGGUAGAGCCGGAACCACCAACAACAGCGGUGAACGAUACGGAAGAUCGUGCAACGCCGCCGAUCGUUAUUCGCGAGUCGGCUGCGGUGAAGCGGGGCCGUAGCAAUCUGCUGCAAGCGCUGAGCAAGGUCAAAACGACACAAAAACCGGCCACAAAACCACUGCCACCAACAGCAACAACCACAUCGACAACGAGCCCACCCGGUUCGGCGUCCAAGAGCGCCCGAAACUGUCGGGCCGGUUCGGUAAGCGCUUCGUCCGAUUCGUCCAACUCGCGUGCAUCGACACCCGGGACGAGCGGCGGCGCUGCUGUCCCGCCGAAGCAAACGGACGAGCCGGUAUCGGCCGAACGGUUGCCACCGCUGUCGUUACCCCCGCUGCCACCGGAAGAACCGACCGGCACGCUGCCGACCAGCAUCGACGAGCUGGAGCAGUACAGCUUUCUGAAAAUGUUCGCCCUGCACACGAUCGAGGACAGCAACUUGCUGAAGGGGCGCAAAAACGAGCGCAAGCGUCGCAGCUGCUGCAGCACGGAGCGGAAGGAGUACCACUACGGCCGGUUCGACUACUACGAGCAGCAGUUUUACAUCGUACAGAAGCGCCGGUAUAACGCCAACAAGCGGCUGCUGUACACCGCCACGUCGGCGGAGAAAGCGAUCAGUGCGCGCAAACCGUGGGCAGGUGGUGGGUUGACGAUACCGCCGUCACCACCACCGCCUUCUUCUUCUUCUUCGCAGCCGGUGCAGGACACGCCGGUGGUUGAGGUGAAGCCUGCCCAACUGGAGAGCGUCUGCGAGGAGGAGCUCCAGCCCGAGAACAAACUGUGCUGCGUCGUGUGCAAUCAAAUCGCAGGAACCAGCAACGAGGAGCUACGCGCGUGUGCAGAUUGUAGCAAUAAUUAUCAUCUCAGCUGCCACCGCCAGGUGGACGAAGUCGAUGGCGAAACAGAACAAAAGACAGUGCCCAAACUCGCCCAGCCCGCCGAGGAUGGCAACGGUGGCGAGGAAGCAAAUGAUGGGCAGCAGCCACCGGAGCAAAGCAACCGGUGCCCGGCAUGCCUGGCCUUAGCAAGCAUCCAACAAUGAGGCUCCACAAUACUCGGGACCCGUGUGUCGCCUCCCUGUUAGUUGAAUUUUCUGUUUUUUUUAGUAAUUAUUCUUGAUAUUGUAUGAUAAUGGGUGUGUUAAGCGGAAGAGCAGUUAGGUAGCGAAAAUUAAUAAUAGCAAAAGGCAGGAGGACUUCUAACACAUUAGUUUAUAGCCCUCACACGUACACGCGAACGUGCAAUAAAUCGGAAACAAGAUCAUGCAAA
Messenger RNA from Anopheles arabiensis, 2317 nucleotides. Its product is annotated as cadherin-related family member 5-like. NCBI's taxonomy places the organism in Eukaryota, Metazoa, Arthropoda, Insecta, Diptera, Culicidae. The transcript has 4 exons. The record is from RefSeq and is a predicted model, not a curated record. The coding region runs from base 204 to 2090 and encodes 628 amino acids.